AUGAGAAGCCUUUUCUACUUAUAUUACUUGAUUCUCCUCCUUUCACUAAUUUCAGCCUAUGCCAAGAACCACAACAACGCAGACCUCGUCCGUACAUCAUGUGCCCACGCUAGCUACCCCGAUAUUUGCCUCCGCACACUCUCCUCCUACUCCGGCGUCACCAACACUCCGCGCAAUCUCGCCAGAGCGGGAGUGAAAGUCAGUCUCUCUCGCUCGAAGGCAGCCGCAAAUUUCUUGGCCCAGCUCAAGAGCCAAAGCAAGAGGGAGAAAAUUGCCCUACGCGACUGCAUAGAGCUCAUGGGGAACUCCAUGGAUGAGCUGAGCGAAACCCUGUCCGAGCUGCAGCACCUCCGGAGUGGCGAUUUCAGGUGGCACAUGAGCAACGUCGAGACAUGGGUUAGUGCUGCUUUAACAAAUGAGAACACUUGCCUCGAUGGGUUCAAAGAGGUUGAAGGAUAUACUAGGUCUGAUGUGAAGAAGAAGAUUACUAAUGUUGCUAGGGUUACUAGUAAUGCUCUUUACCUUAUCGACCUUCUCGACAACUCCCACGGAAAAACAGUUGAGAUCUCGACUGCUGCACAAGAAGGCACCACUACUGCUGGGAGCAGUGGCGCCUUGAUUCACAGUUGUCGAUUGUGUCCACCGCGUGCGACGGAGCAGCAUUCGUGCGAGGCAUCACUAUAUUUGUGCACAGCGACAAUAAGCAGCGGUGGAGGUUCGGCGGAUAUGGAUCAAGCGUAG
Fraxinus pennsylvanica is the source of this 741-nucleotide messenger RNA. Lineage: Eukaryota; Viridiplantae; Streptophyta; Magnoliopsida; Lamiales; Oleaceae. The record is from the annotation of a GenBank genome assembly.